UGCAUCGCGGCCCCCGUAACGAAUCAAAUCCUCUUCCUCUUCCCCUCCAUCUCUCCCCGCGGCCGCCGCGCCGAACGCGCACGCCGCCUCCGCCGAAGCCAAGCACGCCGCUCACCUCGACGGAAUCCUCCUCUCGCGGUCAUCCUCGCCGUCGCCCUCCUCAUCCUCCUCUCAGCCGGGCCGGCGUGGCGCGAAGAUCCAUUCGGACCUGGAAUCAGUUCCUCUUUUUUCUGCUGAGAUUGAAGAUUGUUCUCGAAAAUGGAGAUACAGACUUCAGGGAAGCCCAUUGAUUUGCUGAUGGAGAAGGUUCUUUGCAUGAACAUUCUGUCUUCUGAAUACUUUAAGGAGCUGUAUAGGCUAAAAACCUAUCAUGAAGUCAUCGAUGAGAUCUACACUUGUGUUGAACACGUGGAGCCUUGGAUGACUGGCAAUUGCAGGGGCCCCUCCACUGCAUUCUGUCUUCUCUACAAGUUCUUCACCAUGAAGCUUACUGUCAAACAGAUGCACGGUUUGUUGAAGCAUCCUGACUCCCCAUACAUUAGAGCUAUUGGUUUCUUGUAUCUUCGUUAUGUUGCAGAUCCAAAGACUCUGUGGACAUGGUAUGAGCCCUAUUUGAGGGAUGAUGAGGAAUUCUCCCCUGGAUCUAAUGGCCGCAUGACAACCAUGGGUGUUUAUGUGCGUGAUCUUAUACUUGGACAGUACUACUUUGAUAGUCUCCUCCCAAGAAUUCCUCUUCCAGUAACUCGUCAGGUAACAGCCAAUCUUGAGAAGAUGAAAUUGCCCACUAAGCUUUCUGGUGCGACUGGAGACUCCAGUCGUCAGGGAUCAGAAGAUACUGCACGUCGCCCUCCUUCUGUGAAAGCCUCUCUGUCAGUUUCCUUUGGACAGCGUGCUCCACAUCGGGCUUCCACCAGAGAUUCAUCCCCUGUUCGACGAACCAUCACCCAUGAUGAUCCUCGAAGAUUGUACUCACCAUCUCGUCGCAGUGGCAGCCGUGAGGGUCCUGACCGAGAACUUGACCGUUCUAGCCGCGACCGUGACCAUUCGAGCAGGGAUCGUGAUCGCUCAAGCCGGGACCAGGACCGUGACAGGGAUAUCAGAGAUUAUCAUCGCCGUGAGCGUGAUAGCAGGGAUCGAGACUACUACAGGUCCAGGCAUUCAGAAGAACGACGUGACGACAGAAGGGAUCGUGAAAGUAGCAGGCACAGGCGCUCUAGCUCUCGUCAUAGGAGCAGAAGCCGGAGUAGAAGCAGGGACAGGAGGAGUCGAAGCAGGAGCAGGAGCCGAAGUUGGAGCCGGAACGAGCAGCGAUCCAGUCCAUUCGGGAACGGAAAUAAGGAGAAGGCUGCAGUCUCAAGCAACCUAGCAAAGCUGAAGGACUUGUACGGUGACAUUACUGAGAAGAAGGAAGAUGGCGAUGCUGAAAAGCUUCGCCGUGAUUCAUGCGCUGAGGAGGUCAUUAGGUUGGGAGGCCCUAGGUGGAGGUAAAUUCAGACCCGUCACCUGUAAUAUUGUGGUCUCUAUCUGUCAUUGUGCUGCGUUGAUCUCUUGGAAAGCCACUUUUUCCCCAACUUGUUAUCACAUAGUGUUUACUUGGUAUCUCAGACUUGUUAUUACUGAGACUAGUGACUACCGGAUAUUUCCUACUGCUCCCGUGCAUUUGGAGAUACUGGAAUUGGAAACACACUACUGUAUAAACGCAUGGUAUCCAGUGCUUCGUUCUUGCCUGAUGCUAAUGCUAAAUGAAGGUGAAAUGUUGCAGUUUCAAGUUUGAAACACUGUAAGCCUCGCUCCUUCGUUUGGCUGAAUAUAAGCUAUACUUGUUCA
Messenger RNA from Setaria italica (foxtail millet), 1827 nucleotides. Its product is annotated as pre-mRNA splicing factor SR-like 1. The transcript is spliced from 5 exons. Gene Ontology annotation, cellular component: precatalytic spliceosome. The record is from RefSeq and is a predicted model, not a curated record. NCBI's taxonomy places the organism in Eukaryota, Viridiplantae, Streptophyta, Magnoliopsida, Poales, Poaceae. Bases 259 to 1488 code for a protein of 409 amino acids.